Molecule: messenger RNA, 225 nt
Organism: Diversispora eburnea
Lineage: Eukaryota; Fungi; Glomeromycota; Glomeromycetes; Diversisporales; Diversisporaceae
Source: the annotation of a GenBank genome assembly
AUGAGUGUGGUUGCCCAAAUUGUGGCUGUUGUUGUUGUUGGGCAAAUUGUUGAGCAUAUUGUGGUCGUUGUUGUUGAGCAAAUUGUGGCUGUUGCUGUUGUUGAGCAAAUUGUGCUUGGUGGUGUUGCUGAGAAAAUUGUGGUUGGUGUUGUUGAGCGAAUUGUGGUUGGUGUUGUUGAGCAAAUUGUGGUUGUUGUAGUUGUUGUUGUUGUUGAGGAAUACUAG